Messenger RNA from Onychomys torridus (southern grasshopper mouse), 3939 nucleotides. RefSeq names its product ATP-dependent RNA helicase DDX19B. The transcript is spliced from 12 exons. Lineage: Eukaryota; Metazoa; Chordata; Mammalia; Rodentia; Cricetidae. Gene Ontology annotation, biological process: poly(A)+ mRNA export from nucleus. The record is from RefSeq and is a predicted model, not a curated record. Gene Ontology annotation, cellular component: cytoplasmic stress granule; nucleus. Gene Ontology annotation, molecular function: RNA binding; RNA helicase activity; ATP binding. Bases 108 to 1547 code for a protein of 479 amino acids.
GUGCUGCAGUGAAUGAUUUCCCCCGGGGCGGAGCUCGACCCACCUGAGCCGGCAGUCAAGCCGCCCAAGUGGGCGAGCCUGCCAGCACUGCCCCGCCACCAGGGACCAUGGCCACGGAUUCCUGGGCCCUAGCGGUGGACGAGCAGGAAGCUGCGGCUGAGUCGUUGAGCAACUUGCAUCUUAAGGAAGAGAAAAUCAAACCAGAUGCCAAUGGUGCUGUUGUUAAAACCAAUGCUAAUGCAGAGAAAACAGAUGAAGAAGAGAAAGAGGACAGAGCUGCUCAGUCUUUACUCAACAAGCUUAUCCGAAGCAAUCUUGUGGAUAACACCAACCAAGUAGAAGUCCUGCAGAGGGACCCAACCUCCCCCCUCUACUCGGUGAAGUCUUUCGAAGAGCUUCGCCUGAAACCACAGCUUCUCCAGGGAGUCUAUGCCAUGGGUUUCAACCGCCCAUCCAAAAUACAAGAGAAUGCAUUGCCUCUGAUGCUUGCUGAACCCCCACAGAACUUAAUUGCCCAAUCUCAGUCUGGUACUGGUAAAACCGCUGCCUUUGUGUUGGCCAUGCUCAGCCAAGUAGAACCUACAGACAGCUAUCCCCAGUGUCUCUGCCUCUCUCCAACCUAUGAGCUUGCUCUUCAAACAGGAAAAGUGAUUGAACAGAUGGGCAGGUUUUACCCUGAACUGAAGCUAGCUUAUGCUGUUCGAGGCAAUAAAUUGGACAGAGGUCAGAAGGUCAGUGAGCAGAUUGUCAUUGGCACCCCCGGGACCGUCCUGGACUGGUGCUCCAAGCUGAAGUUCAUUGACCCCAAGAAGAUCAAGGUGUUUGUUCUGGACGAGGCUGACGUAAUGAUAGCAACUCAGGGCCACCAAGACCAGAGCAUCCGCAUCCAGAGGAUGCUGCCCAGGAACUGCCAGAUGCUACUCUUCUCUGCCACCUUUGAAGACUCAGUGUGGAAGUUUGCCCAGAAGGUGGUCCCAGACCCCAACAUCAUCAAACUGAAGCGUGAAGAGGAGACUUUGGACACCAUCAAACAGUAUUAUGUCGUUUGCAAUAACAGAGAGGAGAAGUUCCAGGCCCUGUGCAACCUGUAUGGGGCCAUCACCAUCGCCCAAGCCAUGAUCUUCUGCCAUACGCGCAAAACAGCUGGCUGGCUGGCAGCAGAGCUCUCCAAAGAGGGCCACCAGGUGGCUCUGCUGAGUGGAGAGAUGAUGGUGGAACAGAGGGCAGCUGUGAUUGAGCGCUUCCGAGAAGGCAAAGAGAAGGUCCUGGUGACCACCAACGUGUGUGCCCGUGGUAUUGAUGUUGAACAAGUGUCUGUGGUCAUCAAUUUUGACCUUCCUGUGGACAAGGACGGGAACCCAGACAAUGAGACCUACCUGCACCGCAUCGGGCGCACGGGCCGCUUUGGCAAGAGGGGUCUGGCAGUGAACAUGGUUGACAGCAAGCACAGCAUGAACAUCCUCAACAGAAUCCAGGAGCAUUUUAACAAGAAGAUAGAAAGAUUGGACACAGAUGAUUUGGAUGAGAUCGAGAAAAUAGCCAACUGAGAAAGAAGCCUCCCCUGCGACUGGCGCCGCCCUCAGCACUGUCCCUGCCUGGGAGCCUAGUGCUUUCAUGGCAUAGGCCUGGACAGGCACCUCAAAGACCAAGGCCUGAGUAGAGACUACCUACCUCAUUCAGAAUUACGUUUGGACUUGACAGAAAUUUGUACAAAUGAUGGGGGAUGGUAGAAAAUUUGUUUACACAACUUUGGAAGAUUAGGCAUGAAUACACAGAAAUUUACCUUUUAGAAGUUCCGUCAUUUUUUUUCUUUUUUUUUUUUGCCAAUAUUUCCCCAUCAUUACGCUAAUCUAGAUUAUAUGCCCAGUUUUCCUUAUGACAAACCUUAGCUGUUCUUUGACUUAGAGUAUGCAGGCCAGCCUUUUGGCAGUGACAGCACAGGAGAAAAGAGGGCACCCCAGGCAGAGUCCCCAAGUAGGAUAGGGGUAUAGGCCAGUUCCAGUGUCAGGAGGACAGCAUGAGUUGGCCGGUGAGCUGCUGCUUAGCACUGGGUGUGCAAUGGCUAAGCUGAGUUACCAGAGCCCUGCUAACUUAUUCCAGGAAGAGAUUUGCUAUGCUGGACCAAAAUGCCUUUGGGGCCUCUCUGUUCAGGUUUAUGCCUCAGGAGCACGGCUUGUUCUUUUCAGGAGGUAGCAAUCUGUGUGCAGUACAGAUCUCAUUACUAGUGAGUUCUUGGCUCAUGCAUCUGCAAGACCCAUGGAUAAGUCAUCAGGGAGAAUUAGUGGUCGCUCUAGUCUGCUGCAAAGCCUUUGUCAUGUGCUCCUUGCACCACUGAUUCUACAUCUGUAGCAUCCCCUUACCCCACUAGUGCCAGCCAAAUAAAAGGGUACUUGAGAUUCGGAUACUCGGUGAGUACUAUAGAUCAAGUUUCUGAUGGGCAGCCUCAAUCUAAGCAGUUCCCAAAAGGUAGUUCUGUCAAAGCUAGGGAAUGAUUACAAGCAUUGGGCAUCUUGAUUCUUAAGGGAUUCUGAUCAUCUAUGUUCACAGUGUCUCGAAUGCAUACAAAGGAGUGUGAUGAGGGACAAGAUGGACCACAGCCAUUUAUCUGUCCAAGACAAGAAUAAUCAAUCAUUUGCUCCUUUCUUACUUGGCACCUGUGAGUAGAGUAGUGAAAGCAAACAAUAGAAAUGGAGAAUUCCUCACACUCGGCUAGGCCGUAGGUGCCCACAAAGCGACAGAAGAGAGUAAAGCAGACAGAAGCCAUCCUCUUCAGUUGUGUGACUGGGAUGUGGUGUGAUUCCUCUUUCUAGGAUUUUUUUUUUUUUCAUGUACGUGUUGUGCUGGGACUCACAUAUGCUAGGUAAGCACUUUAAACAGAACUAUCAUUCCCAGCCAUGGAAGAGGCUUUUUCUGUGUUCCUGGAUCUUAAGGCCAGCUCCAUCACCUGAAAAGGGGAGUGGUUUGCUUAAUGUUACAGAGAGACCAACAGACUGCCAGGUCAGCCCCUUCCUCUUGAUGGGCAUUUGACUGAAUAGAAUUCUUUGUUUACUGCUGGCCAACUUUGAUCUAUUGUAGGAGUCUUAAAAGGAGAGAAGAAAUUUUUUGUCCUCCCAAAAUACUGUGAACCAAACCUGGAAUAGCUAAAGCCAAGGAUAUAACUGAAGAAGUAUGUAGAUUCUUACUCAGUCUGAAAAGGAAGGUGGGACCUGGAAUAGCUAAAGCCAAGGAUAUAACUGAAGAAGUAUGUAGACUCUUACUCAGACUGAAGAGGAAGGUGGGGAAGGUGUACAGCAGACUCUUCAAUGGCUUCUAGUCGAAGGGUAGCUCAACUGUUCUUAACCUAGUGUCUUGCACCUCUGAGAAUUCACUGGCUGGGUUUCAUGAUGUCUGUGACUUAUUAUUUUGAAUUUAAAUAAUUUCUUGGACACCUUUUAAAAAGGUAAGACCACAAUUGUGGGUGACUCUGGAAUGUCACUGUGGGCCAUAUUCCUUCACAGUCCACACUCAUUCCUGCCACCACCUGUUCCCCAAGGCCAGCUUAGAGCUGUCAGGAGUCUCAGAAUUACUGAGUUUGCUGAGCCUUUGGACAGGGAUUCUUUUACUGAUUUCAGUAAAGUUCUAUUCUAUGACAUGAUAAGCUGAACCCAGGAACAAAGAAACUCAGGGAAAGAAGAGAGAAGCUCAGGGAAGGAAAUGUUCUUGUCUAAUGGAAAGUUUUAUGUUCAUUAUCCAUAAACAAUAGGUUUCCCUGGGUUUUUAUUUUUUUGCUUCAAACUCAAGUUUCCUGAGUGCUAGAGUUACAGGUAUAUACAUCAUGUACCAGACUGGGAUAUUUUGUUCUGAGUAUCAUUUAUUGGUUGUAUACAUAAGAUCUAAUCAAUUGUUGAGACAUAGUUUUUGGUUUUUAUUUGUUUUUUGAGGCAGGGUUUUCCUAUAGUG